GGCGCGGCGCGGCACAGCCCCGGCGGCAGCGGCGGCAGCAUGCGGGCGGCGGCCGCGGACGCGGUGGGCAUCCUCAUCCUCUGCCUGGCUUCUGCGGCGGCCGCGCUGGACUUCAGGUACCACCACACCGAGGAGCUGGAGGAGUUCCUGAGGGGGGUGCACGCCGCGCACCCCUCCUUCACCCACCUGCACAGCAUCGGCCGCUCGGUGCAAGGUAGAGACCUGUGGGUUCUUGUUCUGGGAAGGUUUCCAACCCAUCAUAAGAUUGGCAUUCCAGAGUUCAAGUAUGUUGCUAAUAUGCAUGGGGAUGAGACUGUUGGGAGAGAAAUCCUGCUCCAUUUGAUAGAUUUCCUGGUGACCAGCUAUGGACGUGACCCAGUUAUUACCCGGUUGCUCAAUAAUACCCGGAUUCAUAUCAUGCCAACCAUGAAUCCUGAUGGAUUUGAAGCUACAAAAGUGCCUGAUUGUUAUUACACACCAGGAAGGUACAACGGGAAUGGAGAAGAUCUGAACAGAAAUUUUCCUGAUGCCUUUGAGGACAACAGGGCCAACAUUCAGCCAGAGACUCAAGCAGUAAUGGACUGGAUCAAAAAUGAAACGUUUGUUCUCUCAGCAAACCUGCAUGGGGGUGCCCUGGUUGCCAGUUACACUUUUGAUAAUGGUAACCCAGUUACUGGCUCUUUGAAAGGCUAUAGCAGAUCUCCAGAUGAUGAUGUCUUUAUUCACCUGGCAAAAACCUAUUCUUCCAACCAUGCCAGCAUGUACAAAGGGACAGGCUGUGACAGCAGGCAAACCUUCCCAGAAGGCAUUACCAACGGGUACUCUUGGUACCAGCUGGAAGGUGGAAUGCAAGAUUACAACUAUGUCUGGGGACAGUGUUUUGAAAUUACACUGGAGCUGUCAUGCUGUAAAUAUCCUCCAGAAGACCAGCUGGGAAAGUUCUGGAGAGACAACAAAGUUGCUCUGAUCGAAUAUAUCAAACAAGUACACCUAGGUGUCAAAGGCCAAGUUACUGAUAAGAAUGGGAAUCCUAUUCCCAACGCCAUCGUGGAAGCCAAAGGAAGGCCACAUGUCUGCCCCUACAGAACAAAUCAACAUGGGGAGUACUUCCUUCUCCUUUUGCCUGGGACAUAUGUGAUCAAUGCUACUGUACCAGGAUAUAAAUCCAUGCUGAAGACAGUGGAAAUACCUGACAACACUGGAAACUUCAGUGCUGUGACACAGGAUUUCUCUUUCCCAGAGGUCUCAGAUAAGAUCAGCUCGAAAGUUACUUCAUGUCCCAAAACUCCCCUCUACCAAGAGCUCUCACGGGCUUCAGCUGCAGUAAAACCAACCGUACAUCUCUUGGUUUUAAUGACCGUUGUGCUUGCAAUUUUCAAAUAAAGUCAGGAAUGACAAAGGCAAAGGCAAAAUCUUCCUGCACAAAUGUGGCUUUUCAGAGAAGGAAUUGUAUAUGCAAAAGAAAGUAUGUUUUUAUAAACCAGAUUCUCAGAUUCACAAUCAUGUUUACUGUAUUUUGUAAAAUACUGGUUUGACAAUUGAAUGUUUUACUUUACUUAUAGUAGACAUAUUUUUAAUUGUAACAGACUAUCAUAUUUUUCUGUGUAAAUAUUUUACUCUGAAGAAAUUUCCUACACUCAAUGCUGAUAACUGUAGAAUUUUGAUGCAGAAAAUACAAAUACAUUUUGAAGAUUUUUCCCAAAUUCCAAAACACUGAGAAUUGUACGGCAAUGUUUCAUGCAAGCUCAGGUGCCACACGACUGUAACUCAUCAGCUCAAUACUAAUUUCUCAUAAUAAAGCCACUGCUAUAAAUGAAGAAUGGCAUUUCUAUAUAUGCUCUUUCUUACCUGGACAGAUGAGAUGGCUCAGGGUUCAAAUGAGGUAAAGGCCAAUGACACAGACGUGUUUAAGACAAGAAGAUGAAAAUGAAAUGUGAGUAUCUACCAAAGGGCCGUGAUGUGGAAGCUGGCUGAUAAUCCACACCAACAGGGAAAAGGGAGGAAUUUGUGGCUCUGAAAACCACGUUCUCCUAUGGCAGAGCUGCUGAAAGCAAUGUGGAAAGAGUCACUGACAGCUUUAUACUGUGUCCAUUUUUAACUGAAUUUGUUGUGGCACAGAACCACAUACAAUUCAGAAUUCUUUGAAUAGUUCCAGCAAUGGCUUUAUACUGUUUCAACAGCCUCACAGCCCUGCUGCUGCACUGUUGGGACUGCUUAACAGCCGUGCCAGGAGCUGGCAGGCACAUCAGCAAGGCACCAGCCAGCUCCAGUCACAGAGGGUGCUUUCACUGCCCCCCUGGCUAGGCUGUGCUGCAGGCAGGAUUAGCAGGUUCCUUUUGCCUGGCCAGUUGUGAGUCAUUUUCAGAGCCCUUUGAAGCUGCCCAAUUAACAGAAAAUUUUUCAAGAAAAGCCAGUUAGUACCAUCUCCUGUGUUUAUUUUAAAGCUUUAUCUGCCAGUAAUUUUCUUGAGCAAUUUCAAAAGUAAACCAGCAAAGAUUAUCUUUGGAAACAUCAAUCUUUUCCUGUAUACAGUAAAUAAAAAAUGCAGGAAUUCAGUUAAUCCUUUAAUGCCUUUUAAAAUCUCUCCUGAGGCAUUGCUGCCUGUCACACCAAGCCCUUCCAGCUGGGCUGUGGCACUUGGGCAUCAGCCACUUGUCUGCCAGACAGCCCCAUGCAGUGUGCAA
Zonotrichia leucophrys gambelii is the source of this 2684-nucleotide messenger RNA. It is a transcript of the gene CPM, whose product is annotated as carboxypeptidase M. The coding region runs from base 40 to 1383 and encodes 447 amino acids. The transcript is spliced from 9 exons. Gene Ontology annotation, biological process: peptide metabolic process; protein processing. The record is from RefSeq and is a predicted model, not a curated record. Gene Ontology annotation, molecular function: zinc ion binding; metallocarboxypeptidase activity. NCBI's taxonomy places the organism in Eukaryota, Metazoa, Chordata, Aves, Passeriformes, Passerellidae.